Molecule: messenger RNA, 745 nt
Organism: Salpingoeca rosetta
Lineage: Eukaryota; Choanoflagellata; Craspedida; Salpingoecidae
Exons: 6
Coding region: 123-605 (160 amino acids)
Biological process (GO): protein folding in endoplasmic reticulum
Cellular component (GO): EMC complex
Source: RefSeq, a predicted model, not a curated record
CUUCCGCAACCGCAAGAUGAAGCGCAACGAGCUCGCGGUCAUCGAGCUCUUUGACAGCACAAAACAAGCUGAAGGAGAGCGGGCAGAGCUUCUCGUCGCUGAGCGGUCCAAAGCCGAUUGUGAUGAAGCAGUCCUACAUCUUCCCCUCUGCCGUCACCGCCAUGGGCGUAACUCGCACAGACCAGGGUGUGACGGAGAAGCAGGCGCUCAUCGCCCUGGCCAACGGCGGCAUCCUCGCGCUCAACAAGAAGUGGUUCGACGCACGCAGGCCGGCCACCCCAAAGGCGCAGGAGCGGGUGGUGGAUCUUCCCAAGUACGAACCGCUGCUGGUGGUGAACACGCUCGGCAUCAUCACAUAUGGCCAGACUGUUUCCCGCGUGCGCGACAUUGUGACGGCGCCCUCUGGCCUUGAGUCGACCAGUCUCGUCCUCGCACACGGGCUCGACACAUUCGUCACCAGGGCCAACCCGUCUGGGCAGUUUGACUCGCUGGACCGCAGCUUCAACCGCGUGGCGCUACUGGGCACGCUCGCCGCGCUCAUUGCCGCCACAUACGCGCUCUCCAAGAUCAGCGCGCGGAAGCAGCUGGACAAGGCGUGGCAAUAAACGAUGCCGCUGCGUGUACAUGUGUGCAUGCGUGCGGGUGUUUGUGGUGGCGAUUGUGGUUGUACUUGCGUGCCUGCUGUAUGUUGUUGGGCCAUAGAAUUUGGAGAUGCGACAGUACACACACUGACUGAAGUCGCGGG